Messenger RNA from Ricinus communis (castor bean), 1940 nucleotides. RefSeq names its product DNA cross-link repair protein SNM1. The transcript has 9 exons. Lineage: Eukaryota; Viridiplantae; Streptophyta; Magnoliopsida; Malpighiales; Euphorbiaceae. The coding region runs from base 132 to 1613 and encodes 493 amino acids. Gene Ontology annotation, molecular function: damaged DNA binding; 5'-3' DNA exonuclease activity. The record is from RefSeq and is a predicted model, not a curated record. Gene Ontology annotation, biological process: protection from non-homologous end joining at telomere; interstrand cross-link repair; double-strand break repair via nonhomologous end joining.
GGGAAAAUUUCAAAAUCUCAACCAAAAUUAAAAUAAACAAGACCAAGAAACCAGAAGAAGAACAAGUGGAUAAGGCGACCGUCGAAAUCAGAAGAAAUUGUUUUUAAUCCAGACGACGUCGGGGAAGGAUUAUGCACAACGUAGUUACAGGAGAAGAUGAUGAAGCUAAUUAUGGAAAUGGCGAUAGCAAUGACAACGAAUGGUCGUUGUUUAUGUUUGACGACGAACAGCUUAUAGAAGACGACGACGAGAAAGAAAAUUAUGAAAUUGAAACCAAAGAUAAAGAAACGGAUGAUGAAGAAGAAGAAGAAGAAAGUUUCGCCGCCGAUUUCUAUCGAUGUGGAAGCGAUUGGUCAAGCUUGUUAUUGGACCGUGGAGAUACUAAUAAUAAUAAUAUCGAAAAGAAGCUCAAACAAGCCAAUCUCUUAGACGUUUGGGGAUUAAAGAAUAAUAAUCCAAAACCAAAGGCUUUACCUUUAACAUCAUCAUCUCCGUCUCCAUUCAAGAAAUUAAAGAUUGGGUCUUCUUCUUCGUCUUCUAUUAAACCUAAUUAUAAAAAUUUAAUUCCCAAAUCGAUAAAGCCUCGUGUUUGCCCUUUCUAUAAAAAAAUCCCUGGAACUCCUUUCACUGUUGAUGCGUUUCGUUAUGGUCCAAUUCAGAAUUGCUCUGCGUAUUUCCUGACCCAUUUCCAUGCUGAUCACUAUGGUGGUCUUACCAAGGGAUGGUCACAUGGUCCUAUCUAUUGCACCCAGCUCACUGCUCGUCUUCUCAAGCUCUGCCUCUAUGUCAAUUCAUCAUUUAUUCACCCUUUGGAUUUGAAUACUGAGUAUGCCAUUGAAGGAGUUAGAGUAACUUUAUUAGAAGCUAAUCACUGCCCAGGUGCUGCUUUGCUUCAUUUUCGUCUGUCAAAUGGACUUUGCUACUUGCACACUGGAGAUUUCAGGGCGUCCAAGGUUAUGCAAUCCUAUCACCUCCUUGUAAACCAGAAAGUUAAUGCGCUUUACCUGGACACAACGUAUUGCAACCCAAAGUACAAGUUCCCUUCCAAAGAAGAUGUGUUAAAUUAUGUUGUUAGAGUUACUAAGGACUUUCUCAAACAGCAGCCGGAAACCCUUAUUGUUGUUGGGGCUUACAGCAUUGGAAAAGAAUGUGUUUAUCUUUCCAUUUCCAAAGCAUUAGGGGUUAAAAUCUAUGCAAGCGCUUCAAGGAGACAGAUUCUGGAAUCUUUUGGUUGGUCUGAUCUUUCAAGGAGUCUCUGUACACAACCAAAGGAUACACCUCUUCAUGUGCUGCCCAUAUCUUCAUUGCGAGUUGAGACCUUAAAGGAUUACUUGAAGAAGUAUAUAAAUCAAUACAGAGCAGUUUUAGCAUUUCGACCAACAGGUUGGACUUACUCUGAGAAUGUAGGCAAAAAGCUUGAUCUAAUUAGACCUAUUUCCAAAGGCAACGUCACAAUUUAUGGGGUUCCAUACAGUGAGCACUCCAGCUUCACAGAACUAAAGGAGUUCGUGGAGUUUUUGAAGCCUGACAAAAUAAUACCUACCGUCAAUGUUGGGAAUCCUACAAAUCGAGAGAAGAUGCAAUCCCAUUUCCGGGAAUGGCUAGAAGGGUGACGAUCAAAAAUUCACAUUUGCAUCUGUAGACCUCUCUCUCAGAUUGGAACAGAAAAACAAAAUUAUCUGACAGAGUAAGGAAGAAAUUUGUCCUUUGCUGUCACUGCAAACAUCCAAUUAUAUACGCAUUCUGGCGUUUUCUAUACUCUAAACAGGCUACUAGGCCCAGAACUGUAUGGCCAUCAAAAUCACUAAUAUUGUUCAGUGGGAAUUUUACCAAGCAACUUGGAUUUAGUCCACCGGUGACAAAAGGGUUCAUUUGUUUUUACCUUCCGGGCAUUGUAGAAACGUAUUAUUCCACAUAUAGUCCACACUUAUUUUAUUGAA